Neolamprologus brichardi is the source of this 4679-nucleotide messenger RNA. The record is from RefSeq and is a predicted model, not a curated record. Lineage: Eukaryota; Metazoa; Chordata; Actinopteri; Cichliformes; Cichlidae.
GUGGUGCUCUCUGCGGCUUGACUGCGCAGGUCCGCAGCUGGCGGCAGAGACAGACGCAGAGUUCGUCGUUCCCGGCUGGAGCACCGCCGGAGCCGCCCGCUUUGUUCGCCACAGGCUGAGCGCGCGGAGCCGGUGCUCCGGUGUUUCCAGUGCUUAGAGGAAACCUCCGUAGUCGCGAGCGCAGAGCGUUAGUCUGCCGGGAGACCCGGCGGAGGGACCGGUGUGAUUUGUGGGACGGUACACGGUGUAAAAUGGCUCCCGGGCACCGCGAACACCGACUCAGCUGAUCUCCAGCAGCUCCAUGUGACGUCACUGCUUCUUCCAGCAGCACUUCUUCCUCUUCCUCCUCCUCCUCUGCUGCGAGGUGGCAUGUCGGCGGCUCAGACCCAGAAGGAGAGCAGCGAGGCGGGCUGGGGCUGCCUGGAGGCUCUGGGUCUCAGCCAGAAGGAGAUCGUCCUGGCUGAGGCCCUGCAGAUGGAGUACGACGCCCUGUCCAAACUCAGGCAGGACAAGAGAGGAACGGCACCCAGCCAGACCGGCUCCAAGACCCCCAAUCCCUCCAUCGAGCGCCACCAGCCCACACCUUCCCCGCCGGGAGGAAACCUGCCGAUGGGCCUUUCCGGGUCCGAAUCCCCCCUGAACCAAGCGGGAGGGUCCCAAUCUCCACAGUCCGCCCCAGCCAGGGCCCUCCCCCCUCAGGGCGGCAACAUCAAGGAGUCCCCGUACAUCCUGGACACUUCCGAAGUCUGCAAGUUCAGGGACGCUUCUGCGCCCAGCCUCGGGGACUCUCCCGGAUCCAGUUCAGGGUUUCUGCCAAAGGGUUUUCCCGCUCUUCCAGAUGACACACCCCCCGCCAUCCCACCAAGAAACCCCAUCCCGCCACCGGCAGCGUCCGAGAACCCCUUCCUGCCCCCCCGACCCUCCACCGUGCCGCGGGACGUGAACCUGUUCAUGCCUGACGUGGAUCGGCCCAAAGUGACCUCCGGAGACCUGAACUAUGACACCAUCAACGACUCGCUGUCCCGACUAAAUGACAGCUGGCAAGGUCGGAGGGCCAACGGCGACCAAUCGGGCAAGCCCGUGGCCCGCAGCAAGACGCUCCCCCCUCAGGUGCCUCCCAGGACGUACGUAGCUGUUCCCAAGACCAACAAGAACCAGCGUCCGGUCUCUGCAGACCCGGUGUCGCUGGGCGCUAGGAUGAACGGCUUCGGGUACGAGCUCUUCCAGGUGUCGGAGGAGCGCGACGAGGAGGUGGCGGCGUUCUGCCACACGCUGGAUGUGCUGCGCUCGGCGUACCCGUGCUGUGACCGCUCAAAGAACGCCGGCUUUGUGUGGUCGCCCUCCGUCGGCCACGAAGAGCUCCAUCAGGGCCUGGGGGUCAGCGUGAAGGUGACGGUCAUCAGCGAGCACUUCAGAGAGCCGCUCACCUUUACCUGUGACAGUUCGUCCACCGUGGACCUGCUCAUCUACCAGACUCUGUGUUACGCUCAGGACGACCUCGACCAUGUGAACGUGGACGACUACCUGCUGAAGGUCUGCGGACAUGACGAGUUCCUCCACAACGCGCAGACUCUGGGUGGGCUCGAGUUCGUUCAGCAGUGUCUGAAGUUCGACUGGGACGUGCGGCUGUGCCUCGUCAAGAGAUCGUCCAUCAGCAUCGAGCUGGCCCGCACGAAAGAUGACGAUGAGACGGCGUCCACCAUGAACCACAGCAUCCUGCUGCAGGAGCGUCCAAUCAAACAGACAGUCACCAGGGAGGCUCUGACCCUGCUGCUCGACACGUUUCACAACGAGGCCGAGUCCUUCCUGCUGUCAGAGGUGGAGCUGCCGCUGCACGUGGAGCGCCUCGUCCAAUCCGUGAAGGCGCUCUGCAGCUCGUUGGCUGCCGUGGAGACGCCCGACGUGACCUCGGCCCUUAACCAGCUCCCGGCGUGCCCUUGUCGCCUGCAGCCCAAAGUCCUGAAGGAUGCAUCAGUGCUGGCCGUCAGGGAGAACAGAGACAAAGUGGUGGAGAAGCUGACGGCGGCCAUCUUGGAUCUAGUGGAGCUGUACUGCAGCACGUUUAACGCCAACUUCCACACAACGCCGCAGAGCCACUGCUGCACGGCGCCCAUCCAAGAGGCUGGCCUCAUCACCAACGUCCUCUCCUUCAACAUCUACGCCGCCCACCGCAUCCCCAUCACGUGGGCUGCCAGUUACGAAUGCUUCUUCCUGUCCUGCUCUCUGACUCACGGAGGGGCGGAGCUUUGUGCGCCGCAGCACACCAGCAAGCAGUCGGUCAGCAAAUACCUGUUCCACCUGGUGGUCUGGGACCAGAGGGUGUGUUUCCCCGUGCAGAUCAAUCAGCUGCCCCGAGAGUCCCAGCUAACGGUGGUGCUGUACGCCAGCCCUCUGCCGCCCCCCGGAGGAGCUGAGGAGAAGGGGAAGCAGCGGCGCAGCAUCGAGGCGCUGGGCUGGGUCACCAUGCCGCUCUUCAACUUCAGACACGUGCUGACGUGUGGCAGGAAGUUGCUGGGUCUGUGGCCUUCAACCCCGGGGAGGAGCGGAAACGCCCGAACAAGUUCGCCCAACUUCAGCCAGCCGGACAGCGUCAUCCUACAGGUCGACUUCCCCACGUCAUCCUUCGAGGUGCGCUUCAGCACGCCGCCUCCUGCAGACUUCUGCCCUCAAUACAACUUCUCCAGACUGGACACCAUCAGCCAGAUACAGCUGCAGGACGUCCUGCACAAGAAGGCCUUCUUCUGGUUGACGGUGGAGGACAAGCGUCUGCUGUGGGAGAAGAAGGCCUUCUGUCAGGCUGAGAGCGCCGCGCUGCCUCUGGUUCUGGCCAGCGCCCCCUGCUGGGAGUGGGCGUGUCUGCCAGAGAUCUACGCCCUGCUGACACAGUGGGCCUGCCUGGGUCACCUGGACGCUCUGGGCCUCCUCCAUGCCUCGUUCCCAGAUCAGGAGCUGAGGAGGACGGCGGUCCAGUGGAUGGAUUCCAUCUCCGACCCGGAGCUGCUGGAUUUCCUGCCUCAGCUGGUGCAGGCUCUGAAGUACGAGUGUUACCUGGACAGCUCUCUGGUUCGUUUCCUACUGCGGCGAGCCAUCGGGGACAUUCGCGUCGCUCACUACCUGUUCUGGCUGCUGAAGGAUAACCUCCAGGACAGUCAGUUCAGUGCUCGCUAUCAGCACCUCCUCGCUGCGCUGCUGUGCUGCGUCGGUCGGGGCCUCCGGGAGGAGUUUGACCGGCAGUGCUGGCUCGUCUCCAUUCUCGCCAGGGUGGCUCACAAAGUUCGAGAGGCGACGCCGUCCAGCAGACAGUGUGUCCUCAGAGACAGUCUGGAGGAGAUGAAGCAGUUCUUCUCGGUGAACAGCAGCUGCAGGCUUCCUCUGAACCCAGCACUGCUCGUCACCAGCAUCAACAUCCAGUCCUGCUCGUUCUUCAACUCCAACGCUGUCCCUCUGAAGUUGUCCUUCCAGAACCGGGACCCACUGGGAGACAACAUCAGCGUCAUCUUCAAGUCAGGAGACGACCUGAGGCAGGACAUGCUGACUCUGCAGAUGAUCCGCAUCAUGAACAAGAUCUGGAUCCAGGAGGGGUUGGACAUGAGGAUGGUCCUCUUUAAGUGCUUCUCCACGGGGAGGGGCCGAGGUGUGAUUGACAGGGACCGCGCCCCCUUCGUCUUCACCUCUGACAUGGCUUAUGUCAUCAAUGGCGGCGAUAAGCCGUCCAGCCGCUUCCACGACUUUGUGGAUCUGUGCUGCGAAGCAUACAACCUGAUCCGGAAGCACGCUCACCUGUUCCUCAACCUGCUGGGCCUGAUGUUGUCCUGUGGGAUCCCGGAGCUCUCCGACCUCGAUGACCUGAAGUACGUCUAUGAUGCACUGAGACCUCACGAGUCUGAGGCUGACGCCACCAUGUACUUCACCAGGUUGAUCGAGUCCAGUCUGGGCAGCGUCGCCACCAAACUGAACUUCUUCAUCCACAAUCUGGCCCAGAUGAAGUUCACCUCGUCGGAGGAUCGCCCCACGCUGUCGUUCGCCCCCAGGUUCCACUCGGCAAAGAGCGACGGCGUCAUCAAGAACCUGUACAUCUGCAGACACAUCCGGACCGGCGGAAAGGGAUAUGCUUUUGUGGUGAAGGUGGAGCGUGAAGGUCAGCAGGAGGUGCAGCUGGUUCAGAGGACGUUUGAGGAGUUUCAGGAGCUCCACAGCAAACUGAGGCUCAUCUUCCCCUCAUCCAAACUGCCCAGUUUCCCCAGUCGCUUUGUGAUUGGCCGUUCCCGCAGCGAGGCGAUGGCUGACAGGAGGAAGGACGAGCUGAACGGUUACGUGUGGCACUUGAUCCACGCCGCUCCGGAGGUCGCUCAGUGUGACCUGGUGUACACCUUCUUCCACCCGCUGCCCAGAGACGAGCGAUCAGGAACGACGGCGAGCAAACCAGCAGAGAUCUCGUGGUCUCCAGGUUCAGGAAAGGAGCUCGGCGAGGUCAAACUGUCCAUCUCCUACAAGAGUGAGAAGCUCUUCAUCAUGGUGAUACACAUCCGAGGACUGGUCAGUGUGUCAUGUUAUUAUUGGGUUCAUUUAUAGCUUUAUUUUUAUUUGUUGAUUAUUUUUAUUAUGUUUUUGUAUAUAUUUCUUUAUUAUUAUGAUUACUCUCGUUUCUGUUGUGUAUAUACUGUUUUUUUUAAUUAUGU